AUGGCUACCGCAGCGCAUCAGUCCCGUUUCCAGUUCACUUUGUCUACUGGUGAUAGCCCAGCCAACGACAACGCCGAGUAUUACGAUCAGAUCACUGCCUUGUCCCAAGCUUUGAUCAACAGGAGCUUCCGCGACCUAUUUGAGAAUGCCGAAGGAGUCGCUAGAAUUGUCCACCCCAAGGAUAAAAAGGGCGAUAGAAUAUUUGGAGAACUUGAGGCGCCUACGAUUAUGUUGAUAGCGCACACUGAUGACGUGAAUCUAGCUUACUACCAGCUUCGUAUCAAGUCGGCCAAUGUUGUCUUUCGCAACGGCCAGACGCGCACUCUUUCUCAAUGGGUUCUCACUAUCAAAGUAAACCUUGGCCAAGUGUCUUUAGAUAUUCAACCAUCAGAUAACGAGGUAACACGUAAGAGCAAGGAGUAUUGGAAGCAGGAUGUUGCCAAGAGGUACCCAGGCUUCGUAGUCGGCGACUAUCGCGUUCAGCGCAUCUUUGCCAACUUUGCUGCUGCGCAAUGGGACACGCCCGUGCAGCACUUGAGCACUUGUUUCGACCCCAAAACCAAAACAACCAUCACCCUCCAGGAAUGGCAGGACCGACCUGAGAACUCCGACUACUUCCAUCGUAUCAUGCAACUCAUUGGGGAUUGGGCUAAAACCGAUGCUCAUGAUGGUCUAUCAACCCUGGGCAUCAAGUUUUCUUUACAUCAGGAAGCCAACAAAGUCCCUCCGGCAACAUUCAAGCCUAUGCUGCGUCAUGUCCAGGUCUAUCCUUACAAAGACCAUAGGCACCCAAAGCCCAUAACGAGUAUCGGAGAUUGCUCACGUGCGACUCAAGCUGCGCCUUACGGAGAUCUCGUGUUUGGGGAUUUCAACUGCUUGAUGUUUUGUGAAAACGUGGAUACGAGCUGGGACAUACCAGGAAGGUCUAUCAAUCCCAUAAUCCGCCCCCUCCCCCAAGUAAAGAAAAUGGGUCACUCAUGCAAUCUGGCAUUUCCCGUGUCAGAAGAUAGUCUGAAGGUUCCGGAUUCGUUAGGCACCUUUGCUAUGGAUUAUAGGGUCGUUAUGAAUCGCUAUCUACUCCCUACGCUUGAGGAUCUGUGUCGCGCCACUGUGGUCAAAAUAAACAAUCCCGAGCGCAAGAUAGCAGCACCUGAGAUAUCAUUCCAACCACGGUAUACCAUCGGCUCUCCACCCCCCGAGCGGCAAUUGAAUAGCUCACGUCAUGGUGGCAUCGAGUUUACGAAGAUCUCAGACUGCAAUUAUCGAUGGGGAUUUGAUGACAACAAAGGGGAGAAGGGACAUCUUUUCACAGAUGGUCCAUACAGUAUUCUCCGAGAUAGGUAUAACUCUUAUCAAAUCGAUACUAAAUCUGCAGUCGAGGUCCAGUGGUCUCCUGGAGGGUCUGCCAUGGGUAUCUCAGCUUCCAUCUUAUAUAAGUACGAUUGUACUUUCGCGGAUAACAAGGACAUGACCGGACAUGUGGAUAGUGUGAAGUAUGAGGUCAAUGCUAAGUCGGCCUUCAGCCUGGAACUACAACUUGCUAAUGCUGCCAUAAUACCCAAGGUCAAGGGCAUCAGCAGAACAGACUUUGCAAAGAUAAAAGACGGCUCCAUUAGUAGUCCAGAUGAACUCAACACUGUCUCCGAUGGCGGCCUUGACGUGUCAGAGUCUAUCAAUAGUUCGACAGCAACAGGUAAAGGGGCCGAUGGCAGUAGUUCUGUCUUGAUGCGAGAUCUCGAGACGUCACUGAGGGCAGCCAUUGCUAGGUUCACUCAACGAAUCAAUGAUCAUUUCAAUAGCAGAGGGCAUUUAGUGCUUCCUGGGUAUGGGAAUCUGCAGAUGAAGAACCCUAGAUUCACCAAGCUCGGUGGUAUCGUGGCAGACUUCGAUUUCAAGUCAACGGCGCCUGAUGGGGUAAUCUCGUUUCCCAACUCCCCUGAAAACCCUGACUCGGGUGAUGAACGAUUAGGUCAACCAAAAACACCAACGGGUGUUCCUGGGCCGAAAGACGAGAACUCGCUUAAGCUCAAUUGGGAUUUGAAAGUGUCCUAUAACCAAGCAACAAAAAUUGCUCGACUGUCAUUGAGUGCCCAAAACAACAAGAAAGAAGAUUUAAGCUUCCAUUUUAUUCGCAUCAGCUUACUGACAUCGGCUUCUACCAAGACACGCCCGUUUGAUGAUACUGAUUGGAAUCGCUCGCCCGAUGAGAAGGCACUGGACAUACUCUUUUCACAUGGUGAAUAUUUAUACUCUGCCCCAAGUGAGCGUCAUUCUGGAGAGUCCUUGUCGGAGAUUCAGCUACAGGGCAACGUUUACAAACUUAGUAAAGGAACUGGGUGGCCCACCAACUUGCCUCCUCUUGAAGUCACAAUUAAGACUGAGAGAUCAGCUGGAGAGAUGCAGGCUUCUGUGCACGGUCUAAAUGGUACCCAUUUUAAAGUGCCAAGGGACCAGGAACUCAGUCUCGUGCUGCAGGGUGACAUCCAGGAGUUGGGACGAUACAAGAUUAAAAUCGCCGAAUCUUGGAAAAAAGUUCCAGGUUUGAAGUUUGGGGGAGAAGGGACUGCGAUAAGCUACAAGGACAUCUACAUUCAGCCAUGA
This is a messenger RNA of Fusarium proliferatum ET1, 2601 nucleotides long. RefSeq lists its product as uncharacterized. Lineage: Eukaryota; Fungi; Ascomycota; Sordariomycetes; Hypocreales; Nectriaceae. The record is from RefSeq and is a predicted model, not a curated record. The transcript is spliced from 7 exons. Bases 1 to 2601 code for a protein of 866 amino acids.